AUGGGCGCCUAUCUCUAUGGGCGCCUAUCUCUAGGGGCGCCUAUCUCUAGGGGCGCCUAUCUCUAUGGGCGCCUAUCUCUAGGGGCGCCUAUCUCUAGGGCGCCUAUCUCUUUGGGCGCCUAUCUCUAUGGGCGCCUAUCUCUAGGGGCGCCUAUCUCUAGGGGCGCCUAUCUCUAUGGGCGCCUAUCUCUAUGGGCGCCUAUCUCUAGGGGCGCCUAUCUCUAUGGGCGUCCUAUCUCUAGGGCGCCUAUCUCUAGGGGCGCCUAUCUCUAUGGGCGCCUAUCUCUAUGGGCGCCUAUCUCUAGGGGCGCCUAUCUCUA
Messenger RNA from Closterium sp. NIES-65, 320 nucleotides. The record is from the annotation of a GenBank genome assembly. NCBI's taxonomy places the organism in Eukaryota, Viridiplantae, Streptophyta, Zygnematophyceae, Desmidiales, Closteriaceae.